This is a messenger RNA of Rotaria sp. Silwood1, 2052 nucleotides long. The record is from the annotation of a GenBank genome assembly. Lineage: Eukaryota; Metazoa; Rotifera; Eurotatoria; Philodinida; Philodinidae.
AUGAUUCCAAUUAUUCUUCUUACACUUGGACAAAUUCGAACGAUGAAACGAGAUAAUAAUGAAUUUGCUAUAUGUCUUUUACUUCUUGUUCAUUCAGCUUUAUUUUAUCGUUUUACUGAUGGUCUUUUAACAACUUUAACAGUUAUACUUCUAUCAGCAUAUACUGGUGUACAUUUUUAUAUUCGUUUUUUAUUUGAUCAUCAUCGUUAUCAUUUGAAAGAUGAUUUUAAUAUUAUUACUCUUCGAUUAGGUUUUGUAUUGAUUAUGUUGAUUAUAUUAAUACCAUGGACGGGUCUUAUAACACAUUCAAAGCAAAUGCAUACUAAAACAGAAACCAUGUGCUCUCGAAUAGCAAUAUUUUCUUGGUUUCUAAACUUCGAUUCAAUGUUAAUUAUUUCUUUAUUAACACUGAAUAUUCGUAGUCAAGCAGAUUUUGGUCGAUAUCAAAUGCUUAUACUAUUUAUUGGAAUUCCACUUAUUUUUUUAUGGCUUUUAAUGGGAAAACUUUUGGCUAAUAAUAAAUCUCGUCAUUGGCUAGUAUGGACUAUUUUUUACAUAUUAGCAAUAAUACAAAUCACUCAUUUAGCAUAUAUUACUUAUUGGUCUAAAUAUGAAUACAGUUUAUUAUCAAAAACAAAUGCAACAAAUUUAAUGCCGUCACUUCUUAUAACAUUUAUUUGUGGUGUUCCUAUAGUUCCUGAUUAUCUUUAUCAUCUUCAACAACCAAAAAUCUACAAUAAUGAUAUUUAUAAAUUUUUAGCAAAAAAUUGCUCAAAUAAUGGAAUAAUACUACGACGAAAUUAUUUUGCUCGAAAUCCAUCUGCAUUUCAGCAAUUUCUUGAAACAUAUUGUAAUUGGACUGUUGAUUGGGCAAUGAAUAAAACUGAAAUCGAAAAUAAACAACGAAACACUAUUUUAGAAAAAGAAAAUCAAUGGGUUGGUAUAAUGUUUGCAUCGAAAGCUUUUGUUCAAUUGUUAACAAAUCCAUUUGUUGGUCCAUUAACAAACCGCGUUGGCUAUAGCAUUCCAAUGUUUUCAGGUUUUAUUAUUAUGUUUAUAUCGACUCUUAUAUUUGCAUUUAGUAAAAGUUUUGGCCUUUUAUUCAUUGCUCGAGCUAUACAAGGUGUCGGAUCGUCUUGCUCAAGUCUCGGUAUGUUGGCUGAUCGAUAUCCGGAAGAUGAAGAACGAGGAAAAGCCAUGGGUACUGCCUUAGGUGGAUUAGCCCUCGGUGUACUCAUUGGGCCACCAUUUGGAGGAUUUAUGUAUGAAUAUGUAGGCAAAGCAUCACCAUUUUUAGUAUUGGCUACAUUAGGUUUAUUUGAUGGAUUAUUGCAAUUAACGGUAUUGAAACCUGGCGUAUCUAGUGAACCUGUUGAAGGAGCUUCAUUAAAAACACUUAUUAAAGAUCCAUAUAUUCUUUUGGCUGCUGGUGCAAUCUCAUUUGGUAAUAUUGGUAUUGCUAUGAUGGAACCUUCAUUACCAAUAUGGAUGAUGUCAACAAUGAGAGCAACAGAAUUCCAACAAGGAGCUGCAUUUUUACCUGCAUCAAUUUCAUAUUUAAUCGGUACAAAUCUUUUCGGACCAAUGGCUCACAAAAUGGGACGUUGGCUAUGCUGUAUGAUCGGUUUAUUUCUUAUUUCAAUUGCUUUGAUUGGCGUACCAAUGGCUACAAGUAUCUAUGGUUUAAUUAUUCCUAAUGGUCUUCUAGGCUUUGCUAUUGGUAUGGUUGAUUCAUCAAUGAUGCCUACAAUGGGUUAUCUUGUUGAUAUACGUCAUGCAUCUGUUUAUGGAAGUGUUUAUGCUAUUGCCGAUGUUGCAUUUUGUCUUGGUUAUGCUAUUGGUCCGGCUUUAAGUGGAUUUAUUGUACAUGCAUUUGGGUUCCGUGCUAUGCUUUAUAUUAUUUCACUUAUAUGUUUAUGCUAUGCACCUCUGUUGUUCUAUCUACGAAAUCCACCAGCAAGAGACGAAAAAAUGUCAUUGAUUAUGAACGAAAAUCAUAAUUCAUUUUCAUAUAUACGUAGUAAAUCAUUGGAUGAUGAAAAUGCUUAUUGA